This is a messenger RNA of Acaulospora morrowiae, 1581 nucleotides long. The record is from the annotation of a GenBank genome assembly. NCBI's taxonomy places the organism in Eukaryota, Fungi, Glomeromycota, Glomeromycetes, Diversisporales, Acaulosporaceae.
AGUCAGACAAAUCGAUUCCGGACUCGACUUAUUCCUUAUGAAGUUUUAAAUAAUGAUUAUGUAGGAAAGUGGACUGCUGAAGAAGAAGAAAAGUUAAUUAAUAUCAUUGUUAACCUUACCAAAGAAAAUGAUGCUGAUAUUUCCACGGAUUGGGGAAUUCCUUGGGAAGCGGUGGCCGAAAAAAUGGGGCAUAAGAGAACCUAUGGUCAAUGUUUAAGAAAAUGGAAAUAUAGUUUAAGGCUAAAGUAUGAGAUGGAACAUGGAAUAGUAGCCAAAUGGCGCAAACAUGAUAGCGCUAUACUUGUCCACAAAAUUUUGGAAUCUGAGGUGACCGAAGAACUCCACAUCGAUUGGGAUAGUUUGAUUGAUGAUAACUGGGGUCCUUGGUUCGACACCGGAGAUAUUGCUUCCGAGAUUUUGGACCGGUAUUCAAAAUCGUAUAAGUCACCCCUGAUUAUAUCAUCUGAUGACGAAGAAACAUACGAAGAAAGGCAAAACCAGAAUUCUGUAGUAAAUUCAUCAGAGGAUGAUAAUUCCGAGCUCGUAGUUGAUGUUCACGAAAAACGUAAAAAUUCAACUUCCUCUAACCAGAAGAAAAAAGAAUCGAAUUCAUCAGAUUCUAGUUCUUCACCUUUUGGUGAAUCUCGCAAUUCACUACUGAAAUCUGGUCAUUUGACUGGUAUAUCAAACAUAAAAUCUUCCUCUUCGGAGUCAUCAACAUCAUCAUCGGAUAGUUCGGACUCGUCCUCAAAGGAUUCAUCAUCGUCGGGGUCAUCUUCUGAUGAAUCUGAUGGUCACAUGGCAAAAAAACGAAAGCUGGAGAAAAAACGAAUAGAGUGUCCUUGUUGUCAUGAAGAAUUACCAAAUCCACUUCCACCGAAAAUUCAGGAGCAAUUUCUUCAAAUAUGUGAUUCUUCAUCUAAAAAGAAGGCUCUCGAUAUGAAAGAUAAAUUUUGUCGUUUGCAUAAUAGAGAACUCAAAAUCAUUCCACAAGGAAUUUCGAAAAGGUAUCCAAGAACGAUAAAUUAUGAUGAAUUAUCAAGUAGAGUUAGAAAAUACGAGAAAGAACUGAAAGAGAUCAUACAGGGUAAAAGGGAAAGUUGGUAUCGAGAGAAUGCGCUGGAGGUUUACAGGAAAAUUGGUAAACGGGCGAAAUCACCAAUGUACAUUAUGAAUAGAUUCGAAUCAUUGAGGCCUGGAUAUUAUGGUCCGAAAGGAUCGGAAGUAAUGAUGGAAACUUUGACGAAAAUGUUUGUGUCAAAAAAAAUACUUACUCCCGAAUUAGCAAAACCACAAAGCAUUGGUGAAUUCUUGCAAGAGGUUUUGGUUCCUGAAACUUGUACAAGACUAAUUCAAGAGGAUUACACUGAUCUGAUAAACAAAGGCAAGAUAACACUUGCUAAUUGUGUUGAUGAAGGAAAAGACGAAGAAAGGUUGAACGGAGGCAUUCAAAAAAAGAAACUGAACGUAGUUGGGGAAAACAAUAUUAUUACUUUGCAGCAUUCAAGAAGAAUUAUGAUGGAAAGCUCUGAAUACGGAGAAUGUGUGAAUGGUGCUGAAUGCGAGAUAAUGGAAGAAUAA